AGAGAAAAAGCGGAGGAAGGUAGAAGGUUUGAGUAGAGUCAGUCGGUCGGUACUGAACAGUUGGGAAGAAGGUGAGAAAAGAUUGGUAGUAGUAGGUAUAACGCAAGUAGCUGACAAAGUAAACUAACAGUCAGGUAGGUAGAAGAUAGGGGUAGAUAGAUAAAGGGCAAAGUAGAAGGGAAGAAGAAGAAAAGGAAGGGCAAGGUAGAACAGAUCCAAGAGGGGGAAAAAUUAAAAAUCAUCCAAUACAUUUGUUCAGGAUCCGUGGCUGGUAUUGGAUCGUUACUCACAAGAUACAAGGAGGAAGGAUUUGAAUUCAGAGAGAAGAAGAAAAAGAAGAGGGGAUAAUAAAGAAGACGCUUAGAAGACGCUUAGAAGACGCUUUAAGAUAGUAGAAAACCAAAUGGAGUAACUAAAAGAGAAACAGUAUUAAAGAGAUAGAAACAAUCCAGUAGUCGACGUUCGAAAAGAAACACGAGAUAGUCCAAAUUAGUCAUCCGGUGUUAACAACAAGUUUUCCUGGGAAUAAUUAAGUAAAGAAUAAGAACAAUAUGUUCCACGUGAGAAAAUUGACGAGAUCGCCGAUCGGUUUAAAACAGGUGCCUAGUAAUGAUGUUUUACGAGGUACAUUAAUGCGAGGUACAACAGCGGCCUUGCAAAUGCGAGGUUACGCCGAUCAUCAAAUUCCCGAACGUUUGAAGGAUGUACCGAAUGCACCUAAUCCCAAAUUUUUCGACAUGGUCGAAUAUUUUUUCCAUCGUGCUUGUCAGAUAGUCGAAGAUAAGUUAGUUGAAGAUAUCGGCAAACGUUCGAGGAUAACCGUUGAGGAACGUAAGAAAAAAGUUAAGGGAAUAUUAAUGCUGAUGGAACCAUGCGAUCACAUACUUGAGACAUCGUUUCCUCUUAGACGUGAUUCCGGUGAUUAUGAAAUGAUCACAGGUUACCGUGCCCAACAUUCGACACAUCGUACACCUUGCAAAGGAGGUAUCCGUUUUUCAAUGGAUGUUUCUCGAGACGAAGUAAAAGCCUUGUCCGCAUUGAUGACGUUUAAAUGUGCCUGUGUGGAUGUACCUUUUGGUGGUGCCAAAGCUGGUAUCAAAAUCAAUCCCAAAAACUAUUCCGAGCAUGAGCUUGAAAAAAUUACAAGAAGAUUUACGUUGGAACUUGCAAAGAAAGGAUUCAUUGGACCUGGUGUAGACGUACCUGCUCCUGAUAUGGGUACAGGAGAACGAGAGAUGUCUUGGAUUGCUGAUACCUAUGCGAAAACUAUCGGCCAUUUGGAUAUUAAUGCUCAUGCUUGUGUAACUGGUAAACCUAUUAAUCAAGGUGGAAUUCAUGGAAGAAUAUCUGCGACUGGUCGUGGAGUAUUUCACGGACUGGAGAAUUUUAUUAAUGAAGCUAACUUUAUGAGUAUGAUUGGUACCACACCUGGUUGGGGUGGAAAAACUUUCAUCAUUCAAGGUUUUGGUAAUGUUGGUUUGCACACAAUGCGUUAUUUACAUCGUGCUGGAGCUGCUUGCAUAGGAGUCAUUGAACAUGAUGGUGCGAUCGUUAGUGAGGAAGGCAUCGAUCCAAAACAACUAGAAGAUUACCGUAUAGAAAAUGGUACGAUUGUAGGUUUUCCUGGUGCCAAACCGUACACGGGAGAGAAUCUCAUGUACGAGCCUUGCGAUAUAUUUAUACCCGCUGCUGUAGAAAAAGUUAUUACCAAAGAUAACGCGAAUCGUAUUCAGGCAAAAAUAAUAGCCGAAGCUGCCAAUGGUCCAACGACUCCAGCUGCCGAUCAAAUACUCAUUGAAAGAAACAUACUCGUUAUACCAGAUCUUUAUAUUAACGCUGGUGGUGUUACAGUUUCUUUCUUCGAAUGGUUGAAGAAUUUAAAUCACGUGUCGUAUGGUCGUUUAACUUUCAAAUACGAACGAGAAUCUAAUUAUCAUUUACUUGAAUCUGUACAAGAAUCAUUGGAACGUAGAUUUGGUCGCGUUGGUGGUCGUAUUCCUGUUACUCCUUCAGAAGCUUUUAAUAAGCGUAUUUCUGGUGCAUCCGAAAAAGAUAUUGUACAUUCAGGAUUAGAUUAUACAAUGGAACGAUCUGCCAGGGCCAUUAUGAAGACUGCUAUGAAGUUUAAUCUCGGACUUGAUCUGAGGACAGCAGCUUAUGCAAACUCGAUUGAAAAAAUCUUUACAACUUAUUCUGAGGCUGGUCUCGCUUUUUAAAUGCUAGUCAAGAUAAAAGAAAGACGAAACAAAAAUUUAUUAUACGAUAACGGAGUGUUAUCAACAAAAUGAUCAUAAAAGUCAGUAUUUUAAAGAUUACUCAUGAUUGAUCACUGGUGUAACUUUGACCAAACGUUCCAUGUACAUUGUUUCACCCAUCAUUCUUCAAACUCGCCCUAAUAAUUUGCCUAAGUGCAUAUACACGUUUACAUAUAUAGAGAGAUUUAAUAAUAUACUUAAGAGAUUAAGCGAUGAAUUAUUAUAAGUAUCAUUAAAUUGCACGAAAAUUACGAGCAAUAAAAAUUAAUUAAUACCGUUCACCACAAGUCGUUUGUCUAACCAAAGGGGAUUAUAAGACCAGUGCAUUUUUAUAUUUCAAUUUUUAUUCGUCGGUUGUAAUAAUUAUAAUACUAAUAAUAGUAAUAAUAAUAA
Messenger RNA from Polistes dominula (European paper wasp), 2648 nucleotides. RefSeq names its product glutamate dehydrogenase, mitochondrial (gene Gdh). The record is from RefSeq and is a predicted model, not a curated record. Gene Ontology annotation, cellular component: mitochondrion. Gene Ontology annotation, molecular function: L-glutamate dehydrogenase (NAD+) activity. NCBI's taxonomy places the organism in Eukaryota, Metazoa, Arthropoda, Insecta, Hymenoptera, Vespidae. Gene Ontology annotation, biological process: L-glutamate catabolic process.